UGGGAUGCUAAUGAAGCACUGAACAGUCUACUGGCUGCAUUCUGCUCCAGCCAAUGGGAGCAGAGCUCUGUCUGAUCUGUGCUGAGCAAUCGAGGUUGAGCUGCAAAACAGACCCCGGCAGCUCUUCAUACACAAAAGUUAUACUGAGGGGAGAACACUGCCAGGAUGUCUUCAGUGGGACCCUUGAAGAACGAGACAAAUCUGAUCCUGCAGCAAGUUGGUUUUCAAGUGCAGAGAAUCUACCCAUUCCACGAUGGCUGGAACACCGCCUGCUUUGUGAUCCUGGUGCUGUUUAUCCUGACUGUGCUAUCACUAGUACUCCUGGCAUUCCUCUACGAGAUGCUGGACUGCUGCUGCUGCGCCAAGCAAAAGACAGUCAAGGACUUAGAGAACGAGCCAAACCCUGUCAGGGCUCUAAUGAGCAGUAUGAAAAAGCGCAAAACUGAAGUGGUUUAGUACAGCUGUGGAAAGAUAAGACAUGGCCUUCAGCUCUUUUAAGGUGACAAAUCUGUGAGCUUAGGACACACUUCUCCAUUUAUAUAGUUUUCUGGGCAUUCAACGCUACAUUUAUCUGAUCAUGUGGUCUGUUGCAGAAAAACAAAAAAUAAUAAUCCCACCUGGUCUGUCAAUGAUCCUAUGACCUUUAUUUUUUUAAUUUAAAUUUAAUUUUUUGCUAGUUAUAUCAGUAUUAGGGAAGAGAUUUCCCAUUUAGAAGUGUGAUAAUUUAAAAAGAAAACUAUUUUUCUUUCUGAUUGUAAACUGUAAUAAACUUAAAUUUAAUAAAACCUAGGUAAUUGCUACAGAUCAAUGUCACCAUAAAAUCAUGUAAUAUAAAGUGUAAUUAAAAAUGCAUUCUUUUUAGGUUUUA
This is a messenger RNA of Bombina bombina (fire-bellied toad), 868 nucleotides long. It is a transcript of the gene SMIM18, whose product is annotated as small integral membrane protein 18. The record is from RefSeq and is a predicted model, not a curated record. Bases 166 to 456 code for a protein of 96 amino acids. Lineage: Eukaryota; Metazoa; Chordata; Amphibia; Anura; Bombinatoridae. The transcript is spliced from 2 exons.